AUGGGGCUGUUCCAUACAAUCGGUGUUCUGACCGAGGUGUGCGUUGCCCUCCCGUCCCUCACCUUCAUUGGACAGGGCUACGAUGUGUUCGUCAUCACGGAUGCGUCAGGGAGCUUCGCCGAGUACACGCGCGAGGCCACGCAUAAGACACUGGUGCAGCAUGGCGUACAGCUGUUCAACGGGAUCGCGGCGACGGGGGAGCUCCAGCGCGACUGGCGCAAUGACGUGGAGGGCUUUCGAGUCUUGUAG
This is a messenger RNA of Emericellopsis cladophorae, 249 nucleotides long. RefSeq lists its product as uncharacterized. The transcript is spliced from 2 exons. The coding region runs from base 1 to 249 and encodes 82 amino acids. Lineage: Eukaryota; Fungi; Ascomycota; Sordariomycetes; Hypocreales; Bionectriaceae. The record is from RefSeq and is a predicted model, not a curated record.